Messenger RNA from Wasmannia auropunctata (little fire ant), 5705 nucleotides. Its product is annotated as UHRF1-binding protein 1. The coding region runs from base 45 to 4325 and encodes 1426 amino acids. The transcript has 18 exons. Lineage: Eukaryota; Metazoa; Arthropoda; Insecta; Hymenoptera; Formicidae. The record is from RefSeq and is a predicted model, not a curated record.
UCGUUAACCCGUUAAGAAUUUAGGCUCGCCGACACGGCCGGAAGAUGGUUUCGAUUAUCAAAAAUCAGCUGCUGAAACAUCUGUCGAGGUUUACGAAGAAUUUAUCUGCUGAUAAGAUAAACCUGAGCACAUUCAAAGGUGAAGGAGAGCUAUCAAACUUAGAACUUGAUGAAAUAGUCCUCACGGAUCUACUAGAGCUGCCAUCGUGGUUAAGACUAACUAAUGCUUGGUGUAAUAAAGUUUCAUUUCGCAUACAAUGGACCAAACUGAAAAGUGUUCCUAUCUUUUUGAGUUUGGAUGAGGUUCACAUAGACGUAGAAACAUGUGAGGAUCUAAGAAGCAUGUCUUCCCCGCAGGGUAUAUCAUCGUACGCUGGUCCUGCAAAGUAUUCUUUUAUACAUAAAGUAAUUGAUGGAAUAACAAUAGCUGUCAACACUGUGCUGGUUACUUUUAAAAGUCCUGCAUUUAUUGCCUCAGUCCAGAUGAACCGGAUUAUGGUAGAAUCCAAGUCGGCGACAUGGCAGCGUUGCGAUCUCAGAACCACUAGAGUAAAGGAUCCUGAUCGGGGGCAGUUACUUAUCUUUAAAGAGUUAGAAUGGCAGACCGUUAGAAUAGAAGCUCAAAGUACUAAGGAUCAGAAUUUGACGCCGCUUCGUUUACUUACAAAUCAAGCGAGAUGUCGAAUUACGAUAAAAAAAAGAAUAUCAGAUUGUUUCAUUAUGGGCUCCAGAUUAGUAAUUAUACUAGAUGAUCUUUUAUGGGUAUUGACGGACUCACAACUGAAAGCCGCGCUCCACUUUCUCGAUUCUUUAGGUGGUCUUAUUGAGAAAGCUACCAUUCUUGAACGAAAAACAAAAGCCGCAAGAAAAUUAGAGGUUUUACCGGAAUAUCAAGCACAAAUAUCUCAACAAAGUAGAACAAAGAGUCAGUGUAAUACAGCGAUUUCCAAAAUAUUUACGAGAUACGAUGUUGUAGAGACAUCAUAUCAUUUUCUUUCACAACGCAUUGAUCUUCAUUUAUGUGACGAUGCUGGUGGAGGCAGAUCAUUACAUCCUGAUCUGAAGGACGGUGGUGCACUACAAAUUUCAUUAGUUAGAUUUCAAAUUGAUUAUUAUCCGUAUCAUCUGGCAAUGGCGGACAGAAAACAUUGGGCCAAGUACAGAGAGAAUGCCACACCUCAUAAUCAAUGGUUGCAACAAUCGUUGAGUUCGUUCCGAAGUCAGUUUAUGGAUCUCAUAGAUUCUGGAAGAACACAACAUUCUCCGUUAACAAGAAGUCAAGGAAACGUAACAGCAGCUAGCGGUACGAAAGGUUCCAGAGAGCAUUUGGAGAAAAGUAAUCAACCACAAAAUCCAAAUGUCACACCGUCUGAGCAAAAAAAGGCGCAACAUCCUAGUGGUAAUCCCGUGAAAAAUUAUGUCUUGGAGCAGCUUGCCAAGCUAAUGACGACGUGCAUUAUUAUCAGGAUCGAUGAUUUUACCUUGUACAAAGCGACGACAACGUCGCGCAAUCCAAUACCGAAAGAAUUUAUCUCAGCUCAAACCAGGAAAAAACAUAUACCAGGCGAUCGUGACAGAUUUAGUCUUCCAGAAGACGUAACAAUAGUUCAUGCCGAGUUUACUUAUUACUAUUACCCGGGGGAUAUUACUUUUCCCUUGCCGCCGCCCAAAUUUUAUGUACAGCUAAAUCCCAUUCAAAUAAAUUUCGAUGUCUGCUCGUGCCUUUGGUUUAAUUCUUUUGCACUGAAUCUUUAUCAUUCUCUUAUGGGAAAGGACAAGCAGCUGAGUUCUUCGCGUUUAAUGUAUUUUGAUGUAAAGAUAGAGGCUAUACUCCCAAGAAUAGUAUUUGAAAGUCAGCAGGAUUACCCCAACCAGAAAGACAGACCCAAGUCCCUGCAUCUGCAAACCUCCAGAGCAUCUAUAACAAAUGUUCGAUCAACGGAGAGAUCUUCAAGGGCGGACUUGGCGCAGUGCCUCAAUGCAUUUCAAAUGGGACAAAUGUUCUUUGGCGCAGAGUUUCCCAGUAAAUCGAGUGAUUUUCAUGUAGUGACGGAUAAAUUUCUGGCGCAUUGUGCAGGCACCGAUAACAUUCGGCAAAUACCGCCCAAUUUCAGUAGCAAUUCCGUGAACGAGCUGCUUCGUCAGCUGAACAGAGAACUUUUGUGGACGGAGGCGAAGGAUGUGUGGUGCUGCAACUUGGAGCCUGUUUGGGGGGAUUUUUUCGGUGCGCGGGCCGUCGGCCAGAAUCGGCCGGUGCCGUUUCUCGACGCGUUUCCUCUGACCCUGUGGUGCCACUUCACCGCGGACCCGUUGUCAGCCGCGGAGAGGCAUUCGCCCGCCGACAUUCACGGGCUGGCGUACAUAAGCAAUCUAGUUAGCGUGCAGAUAAAUCAUUACCAGUAUUUGUUCUUACUCAGACUGUCGGAGAUACUUUCCGAGAUGGCUACGUACUUGGCUGUGGACUCGAAUAAAAUUCUGAACGUGGAGAACGGCGGCUCGCUGAUCGUGGGCGCGUUGAUACCGCAGGUGGAAGUGACGUUCGUGAUGCCGUCGCACACGCCCGGCAAGGAGAACUCCGGCGGCGAUCUGGAGUCCGUGAUGCCCGACUCGUCGAGCAUCGCGGACGACUACGUCGGCUCGUCCGCGGUCUGGCAGCACACCAGCACGGUGGGCGCGCGCGUCGACUUCAGCGCCAAGAGAAUGAACACGAGCAACGACGUGGAGACGCCCCAGAGCGAGGCGUCGUCGAUGCUGUCGAUGGAUUACUUGCAUUCCGCCCCGACGACGCAGCCGGUCGUCACCUUCAAGCAGAACGGCAGCACGAAGAAGGGCGAUCAGGAGGGGCCGACGAACGCGAUGUGGUGCAUCCCCGAGAGCAGCGGGCCGCAGUACGUCGUCGGCAAUACAGCGAGCGACGAGAAGAGGCACACGCCGGAAGCUACGCACAAGCACAGCAAGUCGGACUCGAACACGCCCUUUAUCCCGAAUAAUUUCAACGUCAAUCUCUCGUCUAUGAAGAAGGGAUUCAGCAAUCUGAUGACGUCGAUCGACUCGGCCUUGAAGGCCUCCCCGGAGGACGGCAGUAGCGACACGGUGUCCAUGAGAAGCGACGUCAGCUCGGACAGCGAGAAUUACGUUUUGGUGAACCUACAGGAUCAGGGGAAGAUCGACGCGGUAUUCGGCAUCGAUAACUCGAUUAGGAUAACGGCCGUGGAAGAGGCGACGGAGGUUGUGGAAGAAACGCCGGACACGCAGAGUGAGAAAUCUAUGGACAGCGUAUGCAAAAGGAAGGAUCUGGUUUCCAUGGCAACGUUCAAGCUGUCGAAAGUCGAAUUUAUACAACAAUCUUCUGAUUAUUCUUCUGUUAUUAAGAUUCAAGUUUCCAAUGUUGACAACGAUGAAUGUUCGUCUAUCCCUUGGGAUGAAUUUCAGGUCAAGAGAAAGACCAAGUUCAGUUCGCGAUCUCGAGGCUGGAUAGAAUUGCCGUCCGAUUCCGAGUGCAAAUCACGUAUUAAGCUACGUUUGGAUCAUUGCUUGAAAAAUCCCGAGGAUUCCCGUAGAUUGUCGGACGCCAGUCAGAAGGUCAUGAGCGACAGUAAUAGGCCGGUGUCUCACGACCGCGCUAGAUUGCCUGAACAGGACGCUUCGGUCACUACAUCCGGCAUCAAUGUGCAUGACAAAGAGGGCGUUAUGAAUUUAUUCGAGGAUAAGUUAGAGAUGAGAGUCGCCAGCGUAGGAAUGGCGCUGUCGAUGAGCUCGGUGACGGGUUUGGCGGACUUGGCGGAGGACGAGAUCAUACCUAAACCGAUUCCUAUGCAGAUAUACUUAGAAAAUAUAUCGUUGCGUUUGAAUGAAGAUCGUCCGCCAAAUAACAUAACUUCCCCUGGCCCGAUCCCGAUAGAUUUGAAUAUUUCCAAGCUCAGGAUAGCGCGGGACAUGAGCGGCGUGUUUCACAUCGAGCCCGUUGCAACUGCAAUAGAUGAGAUCCAUUCAAAUACGGCGAGUGACAAAAUGCUUAAGAAUGCGGAGCACGAGAGGGAAUUGAAAGCUCUAAGACAAUCCAGCAAGCAGCUGAAAUUGGAUAACGAAGAAUUGAGGCGUCGUAUGGGAGCUCUAGAGAGAUUAUCGGAAGAGAAUGCGAGAUUAAUGCGCUUGAAAGAGGAAUCGGAUGUAAUAAGAUCUCGUUUGAGCGCCGCGGAAGACGACAUCGCGAGUCUUCUGCAAGAAAAGAAACUUUUACACGAAACCAUUUCGGAGCUGCGUAAUCAAAGACUGGAAGACGGUCCUGGAGGUAGUAAUAGAGCUUCAUGGUCUAUUAAGAGAUAGCACACCAGUUGUUUCGAUUGCUCCAAAUGUUGCAGUUCCAAUAAGUCUUAAUCGGUUAUAUAUAUUUUCUAUAAUGCAAAAGAAAUUUCUUUCGACAAGUUUAGAAUAUCCUCAUGUAAAGCAUAAAAACUUUCAAUUUAUUUAAAUAAAAUAAUUACUGUUAACGAUAUAAUUUUCAACUUUACAUAAUGAAUUAAUGAGGAUUAGAAUAAUUUUAAUUUUUCUGAAAAAACUAUCAGGUCUAUAGCUGUUCUCUAAGACAUAUUAUUCUCGUCUACCGUAAUUACGCUAGUAACUGCCGUUUAGAUCUUUUGCUUAAAAUGUAAAACACAGUGAUAAGAAUCGUAUGGAUAAAAAAAAAGAAAAUAUCAACUUUCUUACCGUGAUCGACUACAGGGCGAUAAUAAAUUGCAACGUUAGCCUGUUUUCCGUUUCACUGUGAAAUUACCGAUCGAUCGUACGAAUUCUUGAUAAGUGAUAAAUCGCCUGUGUGCCGGCUGUUUAUGAGUAGUAUGGCUGAAAGUUACGGAUGACUGUAUUAUAUUAUGUGCAUUAUUUUGUUUUAAUAUAUGUAUAGGUAAAGUAUUUCGUCACUUAUCUAUACAUAUGUGCUUAUAUGUAUACAUAUCCUUCUGAAAACGAGGUGAAAUAUGAUAAAGAUGCAGAAAAAUUAAGAAAACGACUUGUUUGAGUACUGGAUUGAUAUCUGUGUUAAUAAAAAAAAGACGUAGCGAGUAACUUUUUCUUUGAAAAUAAAAUCUAUUCGAGCAGAAUUCUUACGUAUUUGUGCAUUCUACUUUUGUCGUGUAUUCAUAUCAGGAUUUUUAGGAGGAUGUGUAUGUACGUGUCAUGUACAGACUAAGCAACUGCACUAGUCAGUAUAUCGCAAUCUAUUGGGUUGAUUCCACAAUUGGUUAGAUUUUUAUAUUUUGCUUUCCGUGGACAUAUGACGAGCAAGAGCAUACUGUGAAGCACAAUGAUUUAAAAUGAACGAUUGUAACUUUACAAUUAGUAAUAUAUACUAGAAAAGCCUACGGAUAGACUAAAUAGGAAAUUGUGACCUGGUGGUAUCGCAUUAUAUCAUAUACAUAAUUUUGUAUCGACUGAUUUAACGAUUCAUCGAAUCAACGAUGAAAAAUUAUAAAUAAUAAUAAUAAUAAGAAUAAUACGUUGAGGUGGGACGUUUCAAUAAGACUGUGUAAAAAUUCGGAGAUGUUGGUCUAUAGUAGUCGCUCUAGAAUCUCUCCUUGAGAUAAUUUAUAUAAACGUUAGACACGGCGGAAUUGAAUUGAAUGAAUUUUCAAAGUGAGAUAAAAAAAGAAGAUGGAUACGAUGGAUUGCGAAUGAUGGUCCUUUUAAUAAAACGUCUGUUUUAAUUUA